AUGGGUGUUGAUGAUUAUGAAUUGGAGGCAUUUGCUGGCCGUGGUGCGUUUGGGGACGUCUACAGGGCCCAUUCAUUGAAGCACAAUACUAUAGUCGCAAUUAAGGUUAUUAACUUGGAGGAAACCUCUGACGAUAUCAAGACAUUUGUGCUGGAAAUCCAUUUCCUAUCACUGUUGAGAUCCGAGUAUAUCACCAAAUAUUUUGAAACGAUUGUUCAGAGGACUACCAUUUGGAUCGUCAUGGAGUAUUGUGGUGGAGGCUCUUGCUACGAUUUAUUACGGUGCCACAAGAAGUUUAGCGAAGAAGUUACAGCCUAUAUUAUUAGGGAUGUGCUCAGAGGUUUGAGUUACCUCCACAAUCAGAAAAGAGUCCACAGAGACAUUAAGCUGGCCAAUAUUUUGCUCUCCUCCGACGGGAAAAUCAAGUUGGCCGAUUUUGGUGUUAGUGGAGAGAUUACUAUGACCCACUUGAAGAGAGAAACGUUUGUGGGCACUCCGUUCUGGAUGGCACCUGAAGUCAUUGCCGCUAGGGACAUGGGUCAUGACCAAAAAGCCGAUAUAUGGUCAACUGGUAUCACCACCAUUGAACUCAUUACAGGAGAAGCCCCUCUAUCCGGACAAGAUCCCCGAAAAAUCAUCUUUGACAUUCCCCGGCGCAAACCACCAGUGUUGACUGGAAUCAACUUCAGCGAAAAUAUCAAGAACUUCGUCAAGUACUGUUUGGUCAAAGACCCCAAAAAUAGACCCAGUGCCAACACCUUAUUGCAUCACCGAUUUAUCACUGGAGUCAGAAGGCAUGUCAACAUUAUCCAAUUAAUCAAAGAAAAAGACGAGUGGAUGAAGACAUCCAAAAGAAAGGUCAGAAGACCGAGAAAUGAGCUACAGUUGGAUGAAACAACCACAUCUCAGAUGAUAAAUUGGAAUUUUGAUUCCACCCGGAUAGGAGCUCCAUCGAUUGUCAGUAGGAAGGUAAGCCCUAUGGCUUUGGACUCUUUAGAGCUUUCUUUUGAUAUUCCAUUCAAACUGUCUUCGGAGCUUUCGCUGCCAGAGACUCCAUUGCUGCUGGGACAAAUUCAAAAUGACCACCUUCCUUCCGACCAAUUGUCGCCCAAUUCUUCCCCCCAACCAGCCUACACCUAUACCAGUUGUUUCUUUUACUGUAUGAAACGGGUGGAGGAACGGGCCAAUUUACCGUCGACAAAAAGAGCAGUGGGGGAAUUGAUUAAGGAUCUUGUUUUAUAUGAGAAUGACCAACCGGGAAUUUGCUACGCUAUCUUUGAAGAGAUUUUGAAGUUUAAACAUGUGGUUGGAGAAUAG
Molecule: messenger RNA, 1317 nt
Organism: Yamadazyma tenuis ATCC 10573
Lineage: Eukaryota; Fungi; Ascomycota; Pichiomycetes; Serinales; Debaryomycetaceae
Gene: SPS1
Product: putative serine/threonine protein kinase
Biological process (GO): protein phosphorylation
Cellular component (GO): cytoplasm
Molecular function (GO): ATP binding; protein serine/threonine kinase activity
Source: RefSeq, a predicted model, not a curated record